GACCGCGAACAAAGCUAUUCGUUCUGGUUCGUUGCCGCCUUGCACGUUCCCUCUCCUUUUUCUCUGCUCUUCUCUCUCUCUCUCUAAACCCUAACCCUAAUUCGUUGUCGUUGGCUCCGACUCAUCUCUAUCGUCUUCCUUUGUUCCGAAUUCGAUUUUUCUUGCAUUUUCUGCAGAUCUUUGGAUCCGUAAGAUUUGGAAUCUUACUUUCGUGAUUCUUCCCUACCGUAUGCUUUUGUCUAGUUUAAGAUUUUUCCCGGUUGUUUAUUUGGAUACCCGUCUGGAUUUUCGAUUUCUUCGUGUAAGAAUAUGAAUUAGGUUGUUAAAUCGAUCGAUUCGGGCUUGUUUCCGUUACCUGUUCUCCGAGAUUUUCGGAAAGAAAAUUGAAAUAGCCUGUCAGUUUGUUCACUUCGUUUCGAAUUGGAACCGGGAUCCGAUUAUUCGGGAUUGGAAUCGAAAUCCCAGUGGAGCGAGAUUGCAAUUUGGAUCGUUCGAGUUCAAAACUUCCAGAUCCAACUUCAGUUAAUCCCACUGCUGUUUUCUUGAGUACUAUCGUGUGAUAUUGAGCGUUUCGAAGAACGUUUUUAAAUGGGAGAAGGAGCUGUUUGUUUGGAGAUGCCAAUGGAAGGAGUAAUGGCGGAAGGGAAUUCAUCAAUGAGCGAAUUGAAAAGAGACCGUCUGUCUCUCGCAGAUGACACCGAAGCAGAGUAUCCGAACAAGAAGCAAGUGAGAGAAGCUUCAAACGAUGACGUGAAAUCUGAAAUAUCGAAUCCAAUGGCGUCACCGGUGGAAAACACCUCCAGUUUUCACGACAUCUCGAGCCAACCGUCGAAAUCCGGCACCGGCGACACACUGGAGUGCGGCGAUGUUACUGCUACUUGCUCGGGUUCUGAAUAUACUAUAAGCGAUGAAGAACGCAGUGGAAAUGGAAUGGAGAAUUCGAGUGAUGUUUCGACGUCCAGUUUCGUGUUGGAGAUUCCGAAGCAUCUUAGUUCGACCGGAAUCACGAAAAUUACGUUUAAGCUCAGUAAACCAAAGGAGACGAAGAAUCCUGCAUGGGACUGUGUUUCUUUACGUGGAGCUUCUUCAAUGGGAGUGAAGACGGCUAAGAAGAUUGGUUCUGGGAACUUCCCCUCUAAUGUGAAGAAGCUAUUAUCGACGGGAAUUCUCGAGGGAGCUCGUGUGAAGUAUAUUUCAACCCCACCAGUGAGAGAGCUUCAGGGGAUAAUCCAUUCGGGUGGGUACUUGUGUGGAUGUACAACUUGCAAUUUCUCCAAAGUUCUUAGUGCAUAUGAGUUUGAGCAACAUGCUGGAGCAAAAACGAGACACCCAAAUAAUCACAUCUUUCUGGAGAACGGGAGGCCGAUCUUUAACAUUAUUCAAGAACUGAAAACUGCUCCACUUGAUGUACUUUACGAGCUGAUAAGGAAUAUGUGCGGUUCUGCUCUGAAUGAGGAGGGCUUUCAGACGUGGAAAGCAAAUUUCGAAAAGGGCAAUAGCAUGUCUGAAUCUGACAGGAACUAUAACAUGGAGCAUCUGAACCCAUAUCUUUGCACUACCAGCUAUUCUGGUCAAUCUCUUGAUGAGAGUCACAGCUCUACAUCUUACUUUUCGGAGACCAACUAUUUUAGAGAGAUGACGAGCAUAAAUGACACCAUCGGAGGACAGAAACGAAUAGUUAAGAAGGUUCGCUCUCAUAAUUCUGGAACGGGAAUGCAACAUAAGAAAGUUACUGAAGGUGGCACUAGGAAGAGGGACAAUGAUUUACACCGGUUGCUGUUUAUGCCAAAUGGACUGCCGGAUGGAACUGAAUUGGCAUACUAUGUGAAAGGACAGAGACUACGUCAGGGCUACAAGCAGGGAAGCGGUAUAGUAUGUAGCUGCUGUGACAGAGAGGUCAGUCCUUCUCAGUUUGAAGCACAUGCCGGAAUGGCUGCUAGACGACAACCUUAUCGUCAUAUCUACAUCCCUUCUGGAUUAUCAUUGCAUGAUAUAGCCAUGUCAUUGGCAAAUGGACAUGUCAUUACCACUGGUGACAGUGAUGACAUGUGUACUAUUUGUGGGGAUGGUGGAGAUUUGCUACUCUGUGCCGGGUGUCCUCAAGCAUUUCAUACAACAUGUUUGAAAUUUCAGUCUAAGCCUGAAGGAACUUGGUACUGUUCAAGCUGCAAUGAUAAACCUGUAUCUAGUAGAAAGGUCUCAGCUGGUGAUCCUUGGAGUAGCUCGAAACCGAUAGUUAUAAGACUGACAAGAGUUGUGAAAGCACCAGAAAGUGAAAUUGGCGGUUGUGUAUUCUGCAGGUCCCAUGAUUUUAGCGUUGGGAAAUUUGAUGAUCGAACAGUAAUUCUCUGUGACCAGUGUGAGAAAGAGUACCAUGUCGGUUGCUUGAGAGAGAAUGGCCUUUGUGAUUUGAAAGAAAUUCCGCAAGACAAAUGGUUCUGUUGUGGCGACUGCAGCAGGAUUCACACGGCUCUCCAGAAUUCUGUUUCCUGUGGAGCACAAGCUAUUCCUGCUCAUUUGUCAGACACAAUAAGCAAAAAAUGCAUAGAAAAGGGAAUAUUUAUUGAAAGUGAGGAUAGUGUGCAGUGGAGAAUACUUAGCGGAAAAAGUCGAUAUCCAGAGCAUCUGCCCUUGCUGUCAAGGGCCGCUGCUAUUUUCAGGGAGUGUUUCGAUCCUAUUGUUGCAAAGUCUGGCCGUGAUCUCAUUCCUGUCAUGGUCUACGGGAGAAACAUAUCUGGGCAGGAGUUUGGAGGAAUGUACUGCGUGGUUCUGAUGGUGAAUUCUCUUGUUGUGUCUGCCGCAUUGCUUAGAGUUUUUGGUCGCCAAGUUGCUGAACUUCCUCUUGUAGCUACGAGCCGACAGUUCCAGGGAAAGGGUUACUUUCAAGGGUUGUUUGCAUGCAUCGAGAGUCUACUUUCUUCGCUGAAAGUUGAGAACCUAGUUCUCCCGGCAGCUGAAGAAGCCGAGUCGAUUUGGACGAAGAAGUUUGGCUUUACAAAGUUGUCAGAGCAGCAAAUGCAGAAGUACCAAAGAGAAGUGCAGUUCACAGUCUUCAAGGGAACAUCAAUGUUGGAGAAGAAAGUACCCAUCGUAUCACAUGAGCAGUGAUGAGACAAACACUCAAUUUCACAUCUUUCUGCCAAGUUUUGAUUUUUUUUUUUUGUUCCAUUGGAUCAUAUUCGUGUUUGUUUUUCUUUGGUUAGUCGCUUUUUUUUUUUUUC
Molecule: messenger RNA, 3221 nt
Organism: Tarenaya hassleriana
Lineage: Eukaryota; Viridiplantae; Streptophyta; Magnoliopsida; Brassicales; Cleomaceae
Exons: 19
Coding region: 589-3108 (839 amino acids)
Source: RefSeq, a predicted model, not a curated record